Messenger RNA from Telopea speciosissima, 3415 nucleotides. Its product is annotated as eukaryotic translation initiation factor 3 subunit A-like. The transcript has 14 exons. Gene Ontology annotation, molecular function: translation initiation factor activity; mRNA binding. Gene Ontology annotation, cellular component: eukaryotic translation initiation factor 3 complex, eIF3m; multi-eIF complex; eukaryotic translation initiation factor 3 complex, eIF3e. The record is from RefSeq and is a predicted model, not a curated record. The coding region runs from base 213 to 3104 and encodes 963 amino acids. NCBI's taxonomy places the organism in Eukaryota, Viridiplantae, Streptophyta, Magnoliopsida, Proteales, Proteaceae. Gene Ontology annotation, biological process: formation of cytoplasmic translation initiation complex; translation reinitiation.
AAAACAAGUAACAAAAACCUAAGGUUUCUCUUCUUCUUCUUCUCCUCUGCUGCCGGGCCACCAAGUCACACCAGAGGCGAAGAUCUGGGCUCAGAAUCUGCUCUCUCUCUCUCUUUUUCGCGGACUAUCUACCUUACGACGGCGCCCUCAAAACCAUCUUUUGGUUGUUUGAGCCUUAUUGUUUGGGGCCAGAAAAGAGCUGACUGAUAGCCAUGUCGACUUUUGCCAAACCAGAGAAUGCCCUGAAGCGUGCUGAAGAAUUAAUCAAUGUUGGACAAAAGCAAGCUGCCCUGCAAGCCUUACAUGAUCUGAUCACUUCAAAAAGGUAUCGAGCAUGGCAAAAGACACUUGAACGGAUAAUGUUUAAGUAUGUGGAGCUCUGUGUGGACAUGCGGAGGGGUAGGUUUGCCAAGGAUGGUCUCAUUCAGUACAGGAUUGUAUGCCAGCAAGUGAAUGUUAAUUCGUUAGAGGAGGUGAUCAAGCACUUCAUGCAUCUAUCCACUGAGAAAGCAGAGCAAGCUCGUAGUCAGGCACAGGCCUUAGAAGAAGCUCUGGAUGUUGAUGAUUUGGAAGCAGAUAAAAAGCCAGAAGACCUAAUGCUAAGCUAUGUCAGUGGAGAGAAAGGAAAGGACAGGUCUGAUCGUGAACUUGUAACUCCUUGGUUCAAAUUCUUAUGGGAGACGUACAGAACCAUUCUUGAAAUUUUGCGUAACAACUCAAAGUUGGAAGCACUCUACGCGAUGACAGCACACCGGGCUUUCCAAUUCUGUAAACAAUACAAACGGACAACAGAGUUUCGCAGGCUAUGUGAAAUCAUCAGGAAUCAUCUGGCAAAUCUUAACAAAUAUAGAGACCAGAGGGACCGGCCUGACCUGUCGUCUCCAGAAAGCUUGCAGCUCUAUCUUGAUACAAGGUUUGAGCAGCUCAAGAUUGCAACUGAACUCGAACUCUGGCAGGAAGCUUUUCGUUCAGUUGAAGAUAUUCAUGGACUUAUGUGCAUGGUUAAGAAGAGCCCUAAGCCAUCCUUGAUGGUCAUAUAUUAUGCAAAGCUGACGGAAAUAUUUUGGGUUUCUGAGAGCCAUCUUUACCAUGCUUAUGCAUGGUUGAAACUUUUCACACUUCAGAAAAGUUAUAAUAAGAACUUAACCCAGAAAGAUUUGCAAUUGAUAGCAUCAUCUGUUGUUUUAGCUGCACUCUCUGUGACCCCUUAUGAUCACACCCAUGGUGCAUCUCAUCUGGAGCUUGAAAAUGAGAAAGAACGCAAUCUGAGGAUGGCUAGCCUUAUAGGUUUUAAUCUAGAUCCUAAACACGAGAGCAGAGAAAUGCUUGCGAGGACUUCACUUCUCUCAGAACUGGUCUCCAAAGGUGUAAUGACCUGUGUCUCUCAGGAAGUAAAAGAUCUUUACCAUCUUUUAGAGCAUGAGUUUUUUCCUUUAGAUCUUGCUUCAAAAGUGCAACCUCUGUUAACAAAGAUCUCCAAGCUUGGGGGCAAGCUUGCCUCUGCUUCUUCUGUUCCAGAAGUGCAAUUUUCACAGUAUGUUCCUGCCCUGGAAAAGCUUGCUACCUUGAGAUUGCUACAGCAGGCAUCUCAGGUUUAUCAGACAAUGAAGACUGAGGUGCUCUCGAGGAUGAUCCCUUUUUUUGACUUCUCUGUUGUGGAGAAGGUUUCUGUGGAUGCAGUGAAAUAUAAUUUUAUUGCCAUGAAAAUUGACCACAGAAAGGGUGCUGCCAUAUUUGGUAAUUUGGAUCUUGAAUCUAAUUCGCUUCGAGAUCACCUUACUAUUCUUGCCGAAUCUCUAAAUAAAGCAAGGGCCAUGAUUUAUCCUCCGGUAAAGAAAGCAUCAAAACUUGUUGAAACUUUGCCUGCUCUGGCAGAGGUUGUGGAUAAGGAACACAAAAGACUCCUUGCCCGGAAAUCGAUAAUUGAGAAGCGGAAGGAGGAACAAGAACGACAAAUGCUGGAAAUGGAACGUGAGGAGGAGUCAAAGAGAGUUAAGCUACAGAAAAUAACCGAGGAGGCUGAACAGAAGAGACUUGCUACUGAGUAUACCCGAAGAGAGGAACAAAGAAUUCGUAGGGAAAUAGAAGAGAAAGAACUUGAAGAAGCUCAAGCUAUGCUUCAGGAAGCAGAGAAACGUAGUAAAAAGAAAGGAAAGAAGCCUGUCAUAGAGGGAGAAAAAGUGACCAAACAAACCUUGAUUGAAUUGGCUUUGAGUGAGCAACUCAGGGAGAGGCAGGAAAUGGAGAAGAAACUGCAGAAACUUGCCAAAACAAUGGAUUAUAUGGAAAGAGCAAAGAGAGAAGAAGAGGCACCUCUGAUUGAGGCUGUAUAUAAACAACGGUUGGUGGAAGAAGAGAUUCUUCAUGAGCGUGAGCAGCAGCAAGAGAUUGAGCUGAGUAGACAGCGACAUGCUGGAGACCUACAGGAAAAGAACAGGUUGGCUCGCAUGUUGGACCAAAAGACAAUAUUCCAGGAGAGAAUUGUCAGCCGUCGAGAAGUUGAAAUUAAUAAGUUGAAGAGGGAAAGAGAGGAACGAAUCAAGCAACUUCGUCAGGCCCGGAAUCAGGAGAGGGAGACCAGGAGGAAGUUGAUAUUCUAUCUGAGGUCUGAGGAGGAGAGGUUAAACAAGUUGCGUGAAGAGGAGGCGGCUAGGAAGCAUGAAGAGGAAGAGCAGCGAAAGAAGGAAGAAGCAGAGCGUAAAGCGAAGUUGGAUGAGAUUGCUGAAAAACAGAGGCAAAGGGAGAGGGAAUUGGAAGAGAAAGAGAGGCUGAGGAGAGAGGCUCUCUUGGCAAGAUCAGUGGAGCCACCUUUGAGGCCUGCUGAACCUCCUGUUAUGGUGCGCCAGACAGAACCAGUUGCUGCUGCUGCAGCACCUACUCCUGGAAAAUAUGUUCCCAAGUUUAAGCGUGAGAGAGUAGAUGUCUCUGCGGUUGCUCCACCUCCAGAAACUGAUCGGUGGGGCAGACAUGAUGACCGCCCACCCGCCUCAUCUACUGACAGGUGGCGCAGUGAUGACCGGCGAUCAUUUUCUGGGGCUGGUGGCUCAAGGUCUUCCACGUGGUCAUCAUCAAGGAGUUCUUCACGUGGUGGAUCUGAACGUUGACCUUUAUCCGCUAAUAGGCUUGAGCUACUACUAGUCUUUCUUGAGUGAAUGGACAAUUUUUCCCAUAAGUUUUUCGCAAUGCUGGGGGUAUUAGCUUCGGGGGAAUUUUGUUUGUGUUUGUGUUUGUGUUUGUCAUGUACAUGCAUGAGGAGUAAUUAUUUAUAUGGCCUGCAUAAUAUUUAUAUAAAUUUCUCAAUCCAGACCAGCAAGUCAUGCAAACCUACAAAGAGAUCAACCUUUUGUGAGAUUCAAUUAUGUUGCUGAAUAUAUUCCUCUUGUAAGACGUGUUAAACUAUAGACUAAUAUUAUGC